Molecule: messenger RNA, 963 nt
Organism: Elephantulus edwardii (Cape elephant shrew)
Lineage: Eukaryota; Metazoa; Chordata; Mammalia; Macroscelidea; Macroscelididae
Product: olfactory receptor 2T4-like
Exons: 1
Coding region: 1-963 (320 amino acids)
Biological process (GO): G protein-coupled receptor signaling pathway
Cellular component (GO): membrane
Molecular function (GO): G protein-coupled receptor activity; olfactory receptor activity
Source: RefSeq, a predicted model, not a curated record
AUGGACAACUCCAUGUGGCAGGCCAACAACACUAGAGGGUUUGAUUUCAUCCUGUUGGGAUUCUUCAGUCAAACCAAAGACUCAGCUCUGCUCUGUGUGGUCAUUUUUGUUAUUUUCCUGAUGGCCCUGUCUGGAAAUACCAUGCUGAUCCUCCUAAUACACUUUAAUGUCCACCUCCACACUCCAAUGUACUUUUUCAUCAGCCAGUUGUCUCUCAUGGACUUGACAUAUAUUUCUGUUACUGUGCCCAAGAUGCUUAUUGAUCAAGUCAUAGGUAUCAAAAAUAUCUCAGUCUUUGAAUGUGGAGUACAAAUGUUUCUCUAUGUGACGCUAGGAGGGUCAGAAUUUUUCCUACUAGCUGCUAUGGCUUAUGACCGGUAUGUGGCCAUCUGCUAUCCACUCCGUUACCCUGUUCUUAUGAACUAUAAGAUAUGCCUCCUCCUGGCUUCUGGCUGCUGGCUCCUGGGCUUAAUGGAUGGUUUCAUGCUCACUUCCAUCACCAUGAGCUUUCCAUUCUGCAGGUCCAGGGAGAUUCAUCACUUCUUCUGUGAGGUCCCUGCUGUAAUGAAGCUCUCUUGCUCUGACACCUCGGUCUUUGAGACAGUCAUGUACUUCUGCUGUGUUUUCAUGAUCUUAAUUCCUGUGAUAAUAAUUUCAAGUUCCUACUUUUUCAUUCUUCUCACCAUCCAAAGGAUGAAAUCAGCAGAGGGUCAGAAGAAGGCCUUUACCACUUGUUCCUCUCAUAUGACUCUGGUCAUCCUAUUUUAUGGGGCUGCUAUCUAUACCUAUAUGAUUCCAAAGUCUUACCACACCUCAGAUAAGGAUAUGAUAGUAUCUUUCUUUUACACUAUCCUCACUCCUGUCCUAAACCCUAUAAUCUAUAGUUUUAGGAAUAAAGAUGUCACAGGAGCUAUGAAAAAAAUUAUAAAUGUGGGAACUGUCUUUCAAGAAGCUCUAAAGUAG